AUCAACAUCCUCCUCACCUCAUUCCCUGGUCUCGACCUCCCUUCAACGCUCUCCUUUCCCAUAGACGCUUCUAGCACCAUUAGCGACCUCGCUGCUACAUUGUUGGAACGGAUACCCCAGGUCGCGAACAACCGUCUGAUCCUCACCACCACCUCCAACAAGCAACUAUUGCCACACUCUUCAGAACCGCUCACAUCACUUCUAUCAUCCCCCGACGAUGCCUUCAUUCCGCUGCGUCUGUCCGCUCCUCUUUGUGGAGGAAAAGGUGGAUUCGGCUCCCAGCUCCGUGCCGCUGGUGGUCGCAUGUCAUCGCGAAAGAAGCGCAGCCAGGGCGAGAAUAAUGGAUCCUCUCGAAACCUCGACGGCCGCAGGCUACGUACUGUGACCGAGGCAAAGGCGCUGGCUGAGUACCUAGCCGUCAAGCCGGAUAUGGACAAGAAGGAGCGAGAGGAGAAGAUGAAGCGUUGGGAAGCUAUCGUUGACGCAGCGGACCGAAAGGAGGACGAGAUACGGAGCGGCAAGACUGCUCGGUUGGAUGGCAAGUGGGUUGAGGACAAGGAGGAGGCAGAGCAGAAGACGAGAGAUGCAGUUAUUGCUGCAUACAAGGCUGGGGAGAUCAAGAACGCCUUGGCCGAGAAGGAGAGCGACACUUCUGGCGCAGGAUCUGAGGGAAGUGAGGGGAGUGAGAGCGAGGGAAUGGGGGAUGUUCAAGCGACAGGCUCCAAGGCAGCAGAAAAGCGGCAAGCGAGGUCA
Messenger RNA from Mytilinidion resinicola, 753 nucleotides. RefSeq lists its product as uncharacterized. The annotation marks the transcript as partial. The record is from RefSeq and is a predicted model, not a curated record. Gene Ontology annotation, cellular component: nucleus. Lineage: Eukaryota; Fungi; Ascomycota; Dothideomycetes; Mytilinidiales; Mytilinidiaceae. The transcript has a single exon.